AAGAAAAGUUAGGGCUUUACGUCACCAAAUUAUCUGCCCUCUCACUUUGUAACAUAUCUGAUAAAUCUCUGGGAUUCCUACAAUAAACCUUUAAAGUAGAAGUAAAUUAUCAUCUAAUUCUUUUGAUACAUACAAAGAAGAACCUUCACGUUAAUUCGCUCUCCAACUACUCAAUCUUACUGCAAAUAACACAAGUUUAUAACGAUAUUUGAGUAAUUGGGGAUAAGAAGCAGAAGAAGAGGAUGCAAUUCGAGUGUUAUACUUUUUUUCUUUCUUUAUACAUAUCUGAAGGAAAAGAGGAGACAGUAAGUAAAUGUAUUAGACAAAAAAUCCUUCAAAAGUGAAGAUGGGGUCAUCUAGGGAUAAGUUGAUGAAGGUACAUGAAGAGAUUCUGAAGGCCGAAGAGAAUGCAGUCCGGAAAAGGAAUAGGUGUGCACUGCAGAAGGAAAUUGAGUUGAAGUCAGGGAAGGUAAUGAAGGAAGAGUGUCUGAAGGAUACGGAAUUACUGAGACCUGUCUACAAGAAGAGGAGCAAGAUUAUUGAGACCAUACCUAAUUUCUGGUUAACUGCUUUUUCGAGUCAUUACACACUUGGCAUUCUCUUGAGCGAGGAAGAUCAAAAGAUAUUCAAGUUUCUAGAGUCUGUCGAUGUUAAAGAUACUGAUGAUGGCACACCUGCGUAUACGAUAGCUUUAAAAUUUGGGGAGAAUCCUUACUUUAAAAAUACAACUCUGACAAAGAAAAUAGCAUACUCUAGCAGACAAAUGGAUAUACGCGGCUGCAAUAUCAAUUGGAAGGUUAGUCCAACUGGGAAUCAACAAGAGAGUCUUGUUAAAAAGGGGAAGAAACGAGGAUGUACUGGUGGUGAGAUAAGCUUCUUUACCUGGUUCUCUGACCAUGAGGAUGAUUCAAGAGGGAUUCCUGAUGAGGUGGCAGAGCUAAUUAUAGAAGACCUCUGGCCAAAUGCAAUCAAAUAUUUUCUUAAUGGAAACUUAACUAAUGAAGAGGAGUAUGCCAUCGCUGAAGACUGCCGUUCGUAUUUAUGCAAUGAGGAUCGGUGAAUAAUAUACCUAAUAUUUCAGCAACAAUGCUAGCUCGGGACAAAUAGCAUAGAACCAUGAUUCUAAGUUCUAACCUUCGAUGUUAAGUUUCUUUUAUUUUGAACAAAGAAAUCAUUUACAUCAUAAGCUAAGCGAGGAACUUACAAGCUAGGUAGAUUCAACC
Messenger RNA from Papaver somniferum (opium poppy), 1223 nucleotides. Its product is annotated as NAP1-related protein 2-like. The transcript is spliced from 10 exons. Gene Ontology annotation, molecular function: histone binding; chromatin binding. NCBI's taxonomy places the organism in Eukaryota, Viridiplantae, Streptophyta, Magnoliopsida, Ranunculales, Papaveraceae. Gene Ontology annotation, cellular component: chromatin; nucleus. The record is from RefSeq and is a predicted model, not a curated record. The coding region runs from base 347 to 1060 and encodes 237 amino acids. Gene Ontology annotation, biological process: nucleosome assembly.